AUGGGAGCUUGUUUGUCUUCAGGCUGGAAUGAAAAAGAAUCCGAAUCUGUAAGACCCACCACAGCCAAAGUCGUGUCUUUAAGGGGAAACCUUCUUCAAUACAAAGUUCCGGUUUUCGUGUCUCAAGUUCUCCAGGCUGACCCCACGGCUUCGAAUUGUUUUCUCUGCAAUUCUGAUAGUCUGUUGUACGAUGAACACAUUCCGGCGUUGGACUUGGAUGAACAACUUCAGCCUAAUCAGAUUUACUUUGUUCUUCCUAACUCUAAGCUUCAAUACAAGGUGUCCGCGUCAGACAUGGUGGCUUUGGCUGUGAAAGCCAGCGUUGCUCUUCAAAAUGGGUCUAAAAAGAGCCGCCGCCAUCGUAAAAAGUCUCAAAUUUCUCCUGUUUUCCCCCUCAUUCAAACCACUAGUGUUUACAGCUUAGAUAGAGCAGCAACGAAAGUAAAGAGCUUUCAUGAUAAAAAGCCAGUUGCUGUACCUGAUGAUAGACUUCGUAUGUCAAGAUCUGAUUCGGUUAGAAAGUUACAAAGAUACAGUUCUAGAGGAGCUAAAAUGGCUGUUCGUUCUUUCAAGCUCAGGCUAGCCACCAUUUACGAAGGGAGUGUUGCUGCCUAG
Mangifera indica (mango) is the source of this 615-nucleotide messenger RNA. RefSeq lists its product as uncharacterized. NCBI's taxonomy places the organism in Eukaryota, Viridiplantae, Streptophyta, Magnoliopsida, Sapindales, Anacardiaceae. The transcript has a single exon. The coding region runs from base 1 to 615 and encodes 204 amino acids. The record is from RefSeq and is a predicted model, not a curated record.